Molecule: messenger RNA, 807 nt
Organism: Striga hermonthica
Lineage: Eukaryota; Viridiplantae; Streptophyta; Magnoliopsida; Lamiales; Orobanchaceae
Source: the annotation of a GenBank genome assembly
AUGGCCCCUCUCUUGUCAGUCAUAUUGUCCACUUUGAUAGUGUACCUCAGCAAAGGUGAUAGCCAUGGCAUCAAAAUUGUGAAACACUUCAAAGGAGGGCUAAAUCCAAGUUCACUUGAUCAGUUAGAGUUUGGAGGUCCUCAUCUUGGGCCCUCAGCCAAAAUUGGAUUCAUCUGUGCACUCAUAGCCCUCACUGAAGCCAUUGCUGUUGGGAGAUCAUUUGCAUCCAUAAAAGGAUACCAUUUGGAUGGAAACAAAGAAAUGGUUGCCAUUGGAUUUAUGAACAUUGUUGGCUCUUUAACCUCAUGUUACACAGCAACCGUCAAUUUUAGCGCGGGCUGUGAGACAGUAAUAUCAAACAUUGUGAUGGCAAUCACGGUCCUAAUAUGCCUACUCUUUUUCACCAAGCUUUUUUACUACACACCACUUGCUAUCCUUGCCUCCAUUAUCUUGUCCGCCUUGCCUGGACUCAUCGACCUAAACGAAGCAUACAAGAUAUGGAAAGUCGACAAGCUCGACUUUUUGGUGUGCUUGGGUGCCUUCAUCGGGGUUCUUUUUGGUUCGGUCGAAAUCGGCUUGCUAGUUGCGGCGGACGGGGGGUCGGGGGAGCUGAGGAGCCAUUUGGACCGCUCGGACCGGGCGGUGGCUGUGGCAUCGAUCGGCUCCAACUCCAUAAGUGUGGAAAAUGUUUUUGAAGUGUUUGGGAGAACUGAACUUCUUUUUGGGAGAGGCUGGGCAUAUUGGGAGGACUUUAAAUACAAGCUGCCUAAUGAGGCAAUGAAAGUCACCUCCUAUGGUGCCCUGUGA